Messenger RNA from Odontomachus brunneus, 2377 nucleotides. RefSeq lists its product as uncharacterized. The transcript has 4 exons. The record is from RefSeq and is a predicted model, not a curated record. The coding region runs from base 322 to 561 and encodes 79 amino acids. Lineage: Eukaryota; Metazoa; Arthropoda; Insecta; Hymenoptera; Formicidae.
UCUUAAGAAAAAGGAGAAAAUGGAAGUUAUCUAAGUCCGGAGCUCUGUGAAAUAUCUCGGUGACUUUGUCGACAUUGAGACGAUCAUCGUCGUCGCUUAGUUUCCCUUCUAUUACCUGCGGCGGGGAAGGACACCCGGUAGGUCUAGCACACCCUGUAUGCGCGCAAACAUCUGUUCCUGUGGCGCAAAAUAAUCGCACGCAUAAAUAAACCACGACAGAACCGCGGCGUGCGUGUCUCACGUGAAGCGGGCAGAAAAACGCGACUUCACCGUUCACGAUUCGGAGUGCCGAAAAAGUCGCGGCGAGCCGAAGCUCUCUCGAUGAAAUCCCACGGAGCAUGCGAUACUCCGCGAGACAUUCCGAUAUGCAGUAAUUUCGCGAGGAAGUGGUUGAUCUCGAACAUGACGUCGAAUAUUCAAGACAAAAGACAAAGUGAGAUCAAGGCAGUAAACUCACGCGUGAGACGCGUUGUCGAUGUUUACCGAAACAUGCGGGGUCGAUGGUUUUUCAAAAAACGAGUCCACCUCAUUCCCUUCCCUUUACAGAGACAUGAAGACUGAAAAAUCGCAGUGAACAUUCUCAAAUUGGCCGAAGGAUCUGCCACUGAACGCUUUUAAUGACCAGACCAGGCCGUAAGCGAGGAACGUCGGAGAAUUUGAAAAACUAUAGGCUAUAGAUAAAAGAAAAAAGAACGUUAGGAAUAUAAACAUUAACGCGAGAGACACGCGUGCUCAAGAAAUCUCCUCGCUCGUUCGUGUUAACGGUGUAUCUUUAUUUAGAAUCUCGUUUCAGACGCCAUAUAUGGCGCUGUUGACGACGAAGGGUAGGAUCUCUGCGAAAAUGUCGAUCUUAGGAUCCAGGUGUCGGCCGAGACUCUCGACCACCAGCACGCUGAGGAUCACGUUGCUGAAGGAUGCAUCCUGCUUGACUCGAUGACGGAUCAUCGCGGAAAAUAAUUCCGUCACAACGGUACUCACACUCACCUGCGAAUAUUCAUAACAAGAACCGUGUGUGUAAUCAUUGUUUCUUCUAAGCAACAUCUAAAGAGCGUCUCGUAAAUUACGAUCGCAGUUUUAACCAAGUCUCCAAAUCAACUCAACGACUGAAUAAAUCGUUCGUUAUCGAAAACAAUCGCAAAUUGUGGCACGUCCUGCGUGUAUUUCUUCGUCUAAGAAAUGGAACGAUCGACUCCGUCGAGAUCGAAGGGGAAAACGAAAAUUAUUAAAAACAAUGUAAUUGCAGUUUCCAAGCGUGAAAUUGUUCAAACAAUGCGAUUUAAUAAUGUUGUUUGGCGGGGAAAAAGCUGAGAAAAUGUCUAAUGUCUAUGAGAAAGAAAGUGGAUUUUCACAGUCAUAUCCUUCUGCUUCUCAAGUGCAAAUUUAUCAUAAGGAUGUAUCGGGAAUGUCCGUCGACAGCGAGGCCAAUUUUUUUUUUUUUUUUUUUAAUAAGAAAACUAUCUAUAGGAAUCGUAAUAAUCGCAAUUAUCCAUUAUCAGCGUUAUGAGGCUGGUAUCAAAAACUGGUUAGCCUGCCCCGCACCGCGUGUUAAUACGCGAUACGCCGCGUAAUUGCUUGUCGCGACUACGCGGCCGUCGUUCCCAUCGUGAUACGUUUAUUCAGAGGCCGAUCGAUUCUGAUUGUAUCCGCGCGAUCUUAAUGGUAUGUGGCGACGUGCCCGCUAUAUAAUCACGGCCGGCUCGUACACGACGUCCGCCCUGCAUAUCGCGAUAAUUCGUCGCAACCGAAACCGAAGGCAGCGGUACCUCGAUGUGCGUAUACGUACAAUAUUUACCGCGCGAUCGCCAGCAGACUACGCGGCGUAUGCAUGCACGAAGAAAGAGAAAGAGAGAGAGAGAUUCUGAGAAGCAAGACGUGACGUCUAAAAAAUUAAUGACAAUCUUGCCAUCGCGUCGAGAUCCGCGGUCGAACGAGGACGUUAAACUGCCGGCGCGUUUCGUUCCUUCGGCGAUUCGCGAAUCUCGUCGGCAUACGCGGUAUCGUGUUUACUAACGUUAAGCGGCCUGCCAUAAUGGGCUUUCACAAUGUUCUUCAUCGCGCGUUUGAAUCCAUCCGAAUCAGGAGUCGUGUACGAAUUGUGCUCCAGGAUAUAUUGCGCCGCCAUUUCACCCUAAUGUUAUGCUUGACGUCAAUAUAGAUCGAUCGAGGGGUAAGAAGUCACGAUGGUCCACGAUUAACGACAUACAAACAACCUUUGUGUCCCUCCCUCCAUGCAAAAAUAAAAAACAAAUGAAUUAGAAACCAUGUAAACUGUAGUAAAAAACUUUGAGGUUGCUUUUCCGAAUAGAAAUUUGAAUUUUUUGUUAAGAAGACUGUGUAAACGCAAUUUUUCGUACAGAAUAAAAUAUGAAAUAAUGAA